This is a messenger RNA of Vigna unguiculata (cowpea), 1910 nucleotides long. RefSeq lists its product as hypothetical. The record is from RefSeq and is a predicted model, not a curated record. NCBI's taxonomy places the organism in Eukaryota, Viridiplantae, Streptophyta, Magnoliopsida, Fabales, Fabaceae.
CCUCUACCUUCAAAAUUAUCCUCCAAGGAAUAUACCAACACCACUUGCUAAAAUCGCUAGCUAUAUCAUAUAGUAGCCAUAUUCUCACUCAUUCUUCGACAAUGGAUAAUUGUUGUGCAGGGAAUUUCUUCAAGAAAAAACAAUCUCUUCCCAUUGAUACGACAUUCAAGCUUCCUGUACCUGUUUCAAAUUCUUCUUGGCCUCCAGGUGGUGAUUUUGCCACUGGAAUAAUUGACCUGGGUGGACUACAAGUGUCUCAAAUAUCAGCAUUCAACAAAGUUUGGACCACACAUGACGGUGGACCUGACAAUCAAGGUUUCACCGUGUUUGAACCAUCAAUACCACAAGGUUUCUUCAUGUUGGGUUGCUACAGCCAACCCAACAACAAGCCACUUUUUGGAUGGGUUCUUGUUGCAAAAGAUGUGUGCUGCGAAAAUACAAGGAACCCCGCUCUAAAACAACCAGUUGAUUUCACACUUGUAUGGAACAAUGCAUCUAUGAAGAUUAGCCAAGAUGAUCCUGUGUAUGUUUGGCUUCCAACACCACCUGAUGGGUAUAAAGCUCUAGGCCAUGUUGUCACCACCACACCAGAGAAGCCUUCCCUUGACAAAAUCAGGUGUGUCAGAUCAGACCUCACUGACCAAUGUGAGACAAAUUCAUUGAUUUGGGAAUCAGGCAGCUUCAGUAUUUAUGAUGUUAGACCAAGCAAUAGGGGAAUUGAAGCUCCUGGUGUUAGAGUAGGCACCUUUGUUGUUCAAAAUGGGAGUGCCAACCCUCCAUCUAUUUCUUGUUUGAAAAACACCAACACCCUCCCAAAAUACAUGCCUAAUCUACAACAAAUCAAUGCAUUACUCAAAGUUUAUUCUCCAAAUAUGUACUUGCAUCCUAGUGAAGAAUACAUGCCGUCUUCAGUGGAUUGGUUUUUCUCCAAUGGAGCUCUACUAUAUAAGAAAGGGCAAGAGUCAAAUCCUGUUCCAAUAGCACCAAACGGCACAAACCUGCCUCAGGAUCAUAACAAUGAUGGUGCCUAUUGGCUGGACCUGCCUGCUGGUGCAGCCAACAAAGAGAGGGUCAAGAAAGGAAACUUGCAAAGUGCCAAAAGUUAUGUACAUGUGAAACCAAUGCUUGGAGGAACCUUCUCUGACAUUGCAAUAUGGGUCUUCUACCCAUUCAAUGGCCCUUCAAGAGCAAAAGUUAAGUUAAUUUCUUUUCAAUUGGGGAAAAUCGGUGAACAUGUUGGGGACUGGGAGCAUGUGACACUAAGGGUAAGCAAUUUUAGUGGUGAACUAUGGCAGGUCUAUUUCUCACAACACAGCAAAGGUACAUGGGUUGAUUCCUCUCAGAUUGAGUUCCAAAGUGGUGGCAACAAACCACUAUUCUACUCUUCCUUGCAUGGUCAUGCAUCAUACCCACAUGCUGGACUUAGUCUUCAAGGGGAAGAUAACAUAGGCUUAAGGAAUGAUACUGAUAAAAGUAACAAUGUUAUGGAUAUGGGGGCAUUUGAAUUAGUUUCUGCUGAAUAUUUAGGUUCUGCAGUCAUACAGCCUCCUUGGCUUAACUAUUUCAGGGAAUGGGGUCCUAAAAUUGAUUAUAAUAUAGAUGUUGAGCUGAAGAAGAUUGAGAAAUUCUUGCCUAAGAAUCUAAAAUCUGCACUGGAAAAGAUUUUGAAGAGUUUGCCAAAUGAGGUGCUUGGAGAGGAAGGACCGACAGGUCCAAUGGUCAAGAAUAAUUGGAACGGAGAUGAAGUUUGAAGAUUGUAACCUUUAAAUACGAUUCUUACGAUAAUAGUGUGUAUGCAUAGUUAGAUAUUGGAUUGUGUAAUUGUAACCAGUUAGGAGUUGUUGCUCUGUUACAAUUUAACUGUAAUAGCUUUCGGUCACAAUAAUUUAAAUAGGAUUUUAUUACUAUUA